Medicago truncatula (barrel medic) is the source of this 1116-nucleotide messenger RNA. Its product is annotated as protein MIZU-KUSSEI 1. The transcript has a single exon. Bases 260 to 973 code for a protein of 237 amino acids. Lineage: Eukaryota; Viridiplantae; Streptophyta; Magnoliopsida; Fabales; Fabaceae. Gene Ontology annotation, biological process: hydrotropism. The record is from RefSeq and is a predicted model, not a curated record.
CAUAAGUACAUGGCCCUAUCUAUGUGACCAAGACCAACUAACUUUCCAGUCCCAACUUACAUCUAAUUAGCUUGGUAGACCCUAGCUAUAGUUAACCACACCUUCCAUUCUCUAUAUGUAUUGCUCCAUCUUAUGAGCUGUAAACUCCAUAAUCCAUAUAUCCAUCUCCAAACAUACCCACCACUCUGUCUUCCUAGAAUCGUGUUACCUUAACUUAGCACAAUUUCAUAACGAUUAAUAUUCAUUAUCAUAUUCCAUAAUGCCAUCUGUUCACUCUAGUCCAUGCUAUCCAAUGGAAAAUCCAGCAAUAGCAUCACUCCUUCGCCAUACAACAGGCGAUCAAAAGCGCAACAAAUUCUCCGCUGGUGGACUCUUAAAGAUGUUCAAACUCUUCCCUAUGUUAACAUCUGGUUGCAAAAUGGUAGCACUAUUAGGAAGACCAAGAAAGCCUAUGUUAAAAGACAGUGCCACAACAGGAACAAUCUUUGGUUACAGAAAAGGAAGAGUAAGCAUAGCAAUACAAGAAGAUACGCGACAAAUGCCGAUUUUUCUCAUUGAGUUACCAAUGCUAACAAGUGCUUUGAACAAAGAAAUGUCGUCUGAUAUCGUUAGAAUCGCGUUGGAAAGUGAGACGAAAACGAAUAAGAAGAAGUUGUUGGAAGAGUUUGUUUGGGCUGUUUAUUGUAAUGGAAGAAAAGUUGGGUAUUCAAUUAGGAGGAAACAAAUGGGUGAUGAAGAACUUCAAGUUAUGCAACAUUUGAGAGGUGUGUCCAUGGGAGCAGGGGUGUUACCAACCGCAUCUGAUCAUAAGGAAAGUUCUGAUGGUGACCAAAUGACUUAUAUGAGAGGUAGAUUUGAAAGAGUAAUUGGUUCUAAGGAUUCUGAAGCUUUUUAUAUGAUUAAUCCUGAUAAUAAUAUUAAUAAUGGUGCUCAAGGACCUGAGUUUAGUAUCUUUUUUGUUAGAGCUCACUAGGAUUCUUGUAUUAUAAUAUGUUAAUGUGUAUGUAUCAUCAUAUUGAAUAUCAUUACUUCUAAGCUCGAGCUUUUUUAAAAGUGGCAUUAAAUGAAUAACCAUGUCACUCUCUCAAUUCUUAUAUAGUGUUUCCUUCACCUUAA